AUGGCAGAGGAAUAUGAGCAGUCCGGUGUGUCAGAGUUUAUUAAAGACCGGCUGUACUUUGCCACUCUACGUGUCAAACCAAAGAAUACAGCCAACACACACUACUUCAGCACAGACGAGGAGUUCGUGUAUGAGAGUUUCUAUGCUGACUUUGGUCCCCUCAACCUGGCCAUGUUGUACAGAUACUGCUGCAAACUCAACAAGAAGCUGAAGUCCUUCACAAUGUCCAGGAAGAAACUGGUUCACUACACCAGUUAUGACCAGAAGAAAAGAGCCAAUGCUGCUGUCCUCAUUGGUGUCUAUGCUGUGAUCUAUUUGAAAAGAAGUCCAGAAGAAGUCUACAGGACUCUUAUCUCAGGAAACAACACAGGCUACCUGCCAUUCAGGGAUGCAGCAGUGGGAGAGUGUUCCUUCAGCCUCACUGUGCUUGACUGUUUACAAGCAAUACGCAAGGCAUUACAACAUGGUUUCCUGGACUUUGAAAACUUUGAUGUUGAGGAAUAUGAACAUUAUGAGCGUGUAGAAAACGGGGAUAUGAACUGGAUCAUUCCAGCGAAGGUUCUGGCGUUCAGCAGCCCUCACUCUCGCAGUAAGAUAGAGAAUGGUUAUCCUCUCCACGCUCCUGAGGCGUACUUUGCAUACUUUCGCCAAAAUGACAUCACAGCCGUGGUCCGCUUAAACAGGAAGUUGUAUGAUGGCAGGCGGUUUGAGAACGCAGGAUUUGAGCACCAUGAUCUUUUCUUCCUGGAUGGGACCACACCCUCUGAUCUCAUCGUCAGACGCUUCGUCCAUGUGUGUGAAAGUACAGAGGGCGCUGUGGCUGUGCACUGUAAAGCUGGCCUGGGCCGCACAGGCACUCUCAUCGGCUGCUACCUAAUGAAGCACUUCCGGUUCACUGCAGCUGAGGCCAUUGCUUGGAUCAGAAUCUGCCGGCCUGGAUCCAUCAUUGGUCCACAACAGAACUUCUUAGAGGAGAAACAGUACAGUUUGUGGGUCCAGGGUGACGUCUAUCGCUCCAAACAGAAACUGCUUCACAGCCCUGACUCAGAGGGAGGGAAACAGGAAACCAUGUCCCGCCUACUCUCAAGCAUGGACGAUCUGUCAAUCAACACCACUCUCUACAAAUCAUACAGCUUAGACGAGAAUAACUGCAAGGACAGCAGUCUGACUCAGGGAGACAAACUGAGAGCACUGAAGGGAAAGCGACCACCGAGAUCAGUCUCAUCCUCCUCAAGGUUAAACCUGUCCAAGACGUCUCACUGCUCCAUCCUCCCACCGCCUAAGUCCACUAAAGUCCCCCUCUCCUUCUCCUCCUCUUCCUCCUCUUCUAAGAUGCUGGUACGAAGCUCCUCCUCCUCCAUCACACAGAUCAAGAGUCCCUUCAGCCUCAGUCUGUUCAGCACCAGACCUGCUGUCAUUCACUGACUUCACAGAAGGGACGUUUUCAUUCUGCUCACAGGCUGAGUCCAGGUCUCCACUAACAUCCUGUGGUCUUCUAGGCCUUAAACAUUUGUCAGCCUUGACAAAUUAUUUGUCUGACAGAGUAACUGCACUUACUUACUACUUACUGCAGAGAUUCACAGAAACAACAGCUUUUCACAGUCCAC
Molecule: messenger RNA, 1607 nt
Organism: Lates calcarifer (barramundi perch)
Lineage: Eukaryota; Metazoa; Chordata; Actinopteri; Centropomidae
Product: dual specificity protein phosphatase CDC14AB
Exons: 15
Coding region: 1-1425 (474 amino acids)
Biological process (GO): positive regulation of cytokinesis; protein dephosphorylation; microtubule cytoskeleton organization
Cellular component (GO): centrosome; mitotic spindle; spindle pole
Molecular function (GO): protein tyrosine/serine/threonine phosphatase activity; protein serine/threonine phosphatase activity
Source: RefSeq, a predicted model, not a curated record